UUAUUCAUUUACUAGGCACCGCUUGGAGGGGAAAGCGAACGAGAAGUACAAAAUUAAGCACCGUUUUGUUCCCUUUGAACGGCAGUUUGCACAUCAUGGCUUCGGCUGCUAAUAAUGGGUCUGUUGGCAAGUGGGAAGUUGUAAGGAAAGGCAAGAAACAAAACAACGGUGGGAAAAACCAAGCUGAGAAGAAGUCCGGGGCGAGGAAAGCGCUCAGUGAAUCCAACCUACCGCGGGUUGAUCCAUCUCCGUCCAUUAAGAUGUCGGAGACGGUGUUCGAGAGCUUUGAGAAGCUGGGAAAGAAGCAGAACAAAGAGCAGGUCCCACCGCCGCCCUCACCCCAGCAGAAGAAGCUCAACGCGGGGAAACAGCCCAAGAAAUCCCCCUCCAGCAGCAGUGCCAAACAGGGCCGCUACAAAAGCCUGGAGGAAGCCGUCAAAGCCCUGGACGUGGAGGAGCUGAAGCAGCAGCUGGAGAAGAGUCAGUCGAUGUUCCCAGAGAAUCCGUCUGUGUGGGUGAAGGACCUGGCCGGAUAUCUCAACUACAAACUGCCUGCACCCGAGACCGAACCCACACUCAGCAGCUAUGCUCACGAUUACCCAUACUGCCUGGUGGGGAAAGAGCUGCGUGGUGUCAUUAAAAACCUGCUGAAAAAAUGCAGUGACUCUCUGCAGGACUUCUUUGACCACUGUUUGUUCACCAUGCUGAGAGAGCUGGACAAACCAACAGGCGAUUCUCUGCAUGGCUACAGGAUCUGCAUUCAGGCACUGAUGCAGGACAAGCCAAAAAUAGCCACCCUCAACCUGGCUGAGCAUUUGGAGCUGCUCCGAUCUAACCAGAACCGACCAGGCAAGUGUCUGACCAUCAUGUGGGCUCUGGGCCAGGCCGGGUUCUACGACCUCAGCCAGGGCUUACGAGUGUGGCUGGGGACGAUGCUGCCGGUCCUUGGUGUAAAGGCACUGUCUGCGUAUGCCAUUGCUUACCUGGAAAGACUUCUCACACUCCACGCCAACCUGACCAAAGGUUUCGGAAUAAUGGGACCCAAAGAGUUCUUCCCCCUGUUGGACUUCGCCUAUAUGCCUAAAAACGCCCUGUCUUCAAGUCUGCAAGAGCAGCUGAGAAAUCUGUACCCGCGGCUCAAAGUUUUGGCGUUUGGAGCAAAACCAGAGUCGACGCUACACACCUACUUUCCCUCCUUCCUCUCUAGGGCCACACCACAGUGCCCUGACGCCAUGAAGAGAGAGCUCUUAAACAGUCUGACUGAGUGCCUGUCUGUGGAUGGACAGAGUUUAGGAGUGUGGAGACAACUCUACACAAAACACCUCUCACAGUCCAGCCUGCUGCUGGAUCAUGUACUGAAGACAUGGAACACUCUGCCUCCAAAGUUGCGUAAACACCUUGAGGAAACCAUCCAGUCAUUCCGUGUGACGAAUGAAGAGCUGAGACUGUCUGUGAACUCAGAGGACAUGGAAACCUGUGUCGACCUCUGCAAUUCUCUGCAGUUGAGGAUGCGAGGUCAGGGCUUUCCGUGGUGGCGGCUGAUCAUGGCGCUGCUGGUUUUUGUCGGCGGUUUCAUCGCUCAUGACGUUCGGUCACAUGGUUCAUUCACAGACUCCACCACAGCGCUGUACCUGCAGAGGUCAGGGGUCACCGCGCUGUCCCAGCAGGCCUGGACCAAAGUAUCAGUGUACUCUAAGGAGGGCUUCAGCUGGUUGGAGGAGAACGUGCCGCAUUAUUACUCUGUGGUGGUGAAGGUGGUGGAGCCACUGCUGCAGGAGGCUCUGGAGAAGAUGAAGAUGGCUGCAGUAUUUACAGCAGAGAAAAGCUCUGAUCUCAUUCAGUGGAUUACAGAAAACACACCUCAUCUCAUAGAGUGGCUGAAUGCUAACACUCCCCAGAGUGUGUUCCAGUUUAUCGAGUACGUGAAGGAGCUGCUUGUGUUUCUGCACCAGACCUACCUCCUUCCCGCCCUGCAGUGGGCUGCGUCUGCCUUACAGCACUGCUGGCAGGCGCUGCAGGACUCCUGCAAUGGUGAGGUGACUCUCCUGUGUGUGCAGAAACACAUGAUCUCCUUCACCAACAGCACCUGGAUCUACCUACAGGGCACGACUGCGGCCUUCACCAGCUGGGCUCAGGAUCUGCUGUCCCGGGCAUGAGCCAUGCUCUCACACUCACACACACACUCUCACACACACUCUCACACACACACUCACACUCACACACACACACACAGCCUGAGUCAGGACCUGCCUUUUGCAUGCGUUUGCCCUCUUCCUGGGCGCACUGAGGCCUGCAGCUCUACCCUGUGGCUCUGACUGAGGGGCUGUGUGAAGAGCAGAGCUUUUACUGGUUCCCAGCAGACUUCUCCCUCUGCGUCAUCUCCUUAGUUUUGUUUUUUUUUUGUUUGUUUUGUUUUUGGAAACUUUCUCCUCAUUUGUUAAACUGAGGGAGGUUUUUAUCCGUUUUCUACCAACACAACACCCCCCCCCCCUCUCCGUCUCACCUGUGGCGGCCUGUGUGUCAGGUGUGGUUCAGGUCUGUCCUGUGCAGUUAUUUAAGAAGGGGUAGAAGAUUGGCAGACGGGAGCAGACUGGCCCUGCUGUGCUGGGAGGACCUCUCACCUCUCACCCCUGCCUUCUUAUUGUCUCUGCGUCUAACGGAGAGGCGUCCAGACCUUGACCAGAGGUCAGGGGAUGUGUGCCUGUCGCCAUGGCGAACGGAAUGCCACUGACUGACUACUGCAGCCGAUUCUGCGCCUGAUGCUCUUUACUUGAACAUUGAUUCGUUUGGAGAAGUUUGAGGAAGUUUUUUUUUUGAGGGGGGUGCACAGACAAAUUGAAGAAUGAACCCUACUUCCCCUCUCUCUCU
Molecule: messenger RNA, 2868 nt
Organism: Chanos chanos (milkfish)
Lineage: Eukaryota; Metazoa; Chordata; Actinopteri; Gonorynchiformes; Chanidae
Gene: tmem214
Product: transmembrane protein 214
Exons: 16
Coding region: 96-2156 (686 amino acids)
Cellular component (GO): endoplasmic reticulum; Golgi apparatus
Source: RefSeq, a predicted model, not a curated record